AUCCUCUCUAGAUAUCGAUCGAACAGGCGGAGCUAAAUUCCCAAUUCCCUUUACUCGCUUCUUUCCGAUUCGAAACCCUAACAAAAACCCUCAUUGACGAAAUUGCCGUAUCGUUGACGAGAAUGGAGUUUGACGAGUACGAGUACCUGGAGAAGACGGUUGAGGAAGGAGAUGGAUCGAAUAGGAGGAAGGAAGAGAGCGGUAACGAGAAGAGCGAGAAGAGUUACAGGAAGAGAGAAGGAGAGAGGCAUGAGGAAGAAGACGGCGACGAAGAGCGUGGGAGCAGUCGGAGUAAGAAGUCUCGGGGGGACGGCGAAGAGAAUGGUUCAGGUAAGAGGGAUCGGGAGAAAGAGAGGCACAGGAGCAGCCGGGACAGUAACAGAGACCGUGAGAAAGACAAGGAGAGAGAGAGGGAUAAGGUUAGAGAAGGAUCGAGAGAUAAAGAGAGCGAUCGGGAGAGGAGUAGCAAGGAGAGAGACAGGAGCGAUAGGGACAAAACCCGAGACAGAGAGAGAAGAGAGAGGGAGAAGGAGAGAGAGAGAAGGGAGAGGGAGAGGAGAAGCAGCAGUAGAUCUCGGAGGGAAGAGAGGGAACGCGAAUUAGUGGAAAGAGGAAGCAGGAGACUCAAGGACAAGAAAGAUGAGCCUGAAGCAGAUCCAGAGAGAGACCAGAGAACGGUUUUUGCAUAUCAGAUGCCUCUUAAAGCUUCUGAGAGAGAUGUUUAUGAGUUCUUCUCCAAAGCCGGCAAGGUGAGGGACGUGCGAUUGAUCAUGGACAGAAAUUCAAGACGGUCAAAAGGGGUCGGGUAUAUAGAGUUCUAUGAUGUGAUGUCAGUUCCAAUGGCUAUAGCUCUGUCUGGACAAAUGUUUCUUGGGCAACCGGUGAUGGUUAAGCCCUCUGAAGCGGAAAAGAAUUUGGCUCAAUCUAACACCACUACGGGUGGUAUAGGUACUGGCCCUGUAGAUAGGAAGCUGUAUGUAGGGAACCUACAUUUCAACAUGUCAGAGUUGCAGCUUAGACAGAUUUUUGAGCCGUUUGGUCCCGUUGAGCUUGUCCAGCUACCACUUGACCUUGAAACUGGGCAAUGCAAAGGUUAUGGAUUUAUCCAGUUUGCCCAAGUUGAACAUUCAAAGGCAGCACAAAUUGCGUUAAAUGGAAAACUGGAGAUUGCUGGUCGGACACUCAAGGUUAAUUCUGUCUCUGAUCAUAUUGGUACACAAGAGGCUCAUCCAAAAUCUGCUGAUUUUGAUGAUGAUGAUGGAGGUGGGCUGGCUUUAAAUGCACAAUCGAGGGUUCUCCUUAUGCAAAAGCUGGAUCGAACAGGUAUCGCAACAAGCAUUGGGGGACCUAUUGGGGUACCAGCGCUAAAUGGAACAGCUCUUAACCAAGCAGGCAUGAAUGCUGGCUUCCCCACGUCAGUGCUUCCGACAACAGCAAUUCCUUCUUUAGUCACAGAGCCUAUUGGUCAGCCAAGUGAAUGUCUUCUAUUGAAGAACAUGUUUGAUCCUGCAACCGAGACGGAACCGGAUUUUGAAGAAGAUAUCAAAGUAGACGUUGAGGAAGAAUGUUCAAAGUAUGGCAGAGUCAACCAUAUUUAUGUAGACAAGAACAGCGCAGGUUUUGUGUAUGUGCGUUUUGAUUCGGUGCAGGCGGCAGCUGCGGCUCAAAGAGCAAUGCAUACGAGAUGGUUUGCACAGAAGAUGAUAUCUGCAAUUUUCAUGCCUCCACAUGAAUAUGAAGCCAAAGCCAAGGCGUGAAUUGCAAGCAAGCCAAGAAGUUUUUUUUUUAUAAUUUUUUUUUAAAAUUAAGUGAUAUUACUUUCUUGUGUUUUCUAUAUGAUAAUUGUUCUAAGUGAUCAAUCACUAAUCAACAGUUUAAUAUUUGAUGAUACUAUGUUACCUUGAUUUUGCUAGAACUAUGAUAUGAGAGCAUUAUCGGAAAA
Molecule: messenger RNA, 1942 nt
Organism: Eutrema salsugineum
Lineage: Eukaryota; Viridiplantae; Streptophyta; Magnoliopsida; Brassicales; Brassicaceae
Product: RNA-binding protein 39
Exons: 13
Coding region: 123-1757 (544 amino acids)
Biological process (GO): mRNA processing
Cellular component (GO): nucleus
Molecular function (GO): RNA binding
Source: RefSeq, a predicted model, not a curated record